Molecule: messenger RNA, 1143 nt
Organism: Adineta ricciae
Lineage: Eukaryota; Metazoa; Rotifera; Eurotatoria; Adinetida; Adinetidae
Source: the annotation of a GenBank genome assembly
AUGCUCCAAAAAUCAAAUGCUGGUAUCACAGAAGUAGGCAAACAGCGCGAAUCACAGGAUAAAGCAGUAAGCAAUGGACAGUACUCUGUUUCAGCUACUACAAAUACUAGUCGUCAGGGUGGUACUAUCACACAAACCCUCUUACUGUCUUCAUCACUUUUCGAUCAUGUGAAAAAAUUGCCGACACUUAUUUUGACUCUUCGAGACAAACUUAGCGAUAAGCUGUCUAAAAUGUCGCAACAAGAACAAGAUCAGUAUCUCGAGCAACAUCUCAAUGAUCUUCAUGCUAUGUUGCAUCGUAAUAUUAACGAUUUUCAAGAAAUAGUGCUCAGUGCUCGUCCAUCUAUGGACCAAGUCAAUACACCUGGUUAUGAUCAGCAGCGAGAAAUGUACAAUCAGGUUUUACAAAUAAGUACUGCAAUGAUUAAAAGAAUGCGAGAGACGAUCAAAAAGACAAUGGAUGAUUACAAACUGUUCAUCGAAGAAGUGUGGAACGCAAUAUGUGCGGGGCAAAGUUCAUCGCCAAUGCUCAGUAAAUUCCAAGCGAAACUCGAGCAGAUGAUGAAAGAAUCAUGGGAGCCAAUCUUCGCAGAUGUUGAAAAACUGAAAGCUGAGAUAGCCCACUUGAUUUUGUGUUCAUUUAAUCCAUAUCAAAAAGAAGAAAGUAUUUUCUUUUCUAGAUAUUGCAGUCUCGAGUUGAACUGUGAUUUUUUUCUGAGCAAUAUUCACUUACUUGCUACUUAUUACGUACACGGACAAAGUAAUAUACAAUGGUCAACCAGGCAGAAUAAAUUUUUAAAGUCAAGCAACAACGAUACAGCCAAGUUGGAAUCGAUUUUUCUUGAAGAACUUGAAACAACUCGACAGAAUGUAAAUGAUAAUCUUGAUCAGAUGAAGCGAGCAGUGUUGGACAAGAAGCCGGCAACAAAUGCACCUGAUUUUGAGGUCAAGAAUGCUGAAUAUGCUCAACUACUUUCAGUUGCUACAAAAGGCUUUACUAUGUUACGCGAAUGGAUUAAAAGUCUUUUUGACCAGGUGAUGCAAGUAAUCAAAAGCAUUAUUUCUUGGAUUGCAGAGAAUAUUACUGUCGUAGCUAAUGCAGUUGGCAAUUUCUUCAUUCGUAUAUGGACUACGUUUUUCUGA